AUGCCGAAGAUUUGCACUGGGUUUGUGGACCCUGACGGCGGCGUGCGCCCUUGCAUCUUUGCAGAGGAUGGGCAGGGUGGCCCUGCGCAAUCGAAAGGCGGCAGUUGCUUGUUUUGCGACGCAGGGAAGCUGGAACUCGCUCUCGGUUCUCGCAUUGGCAAAGGAAAUCUGGUAAGGCGAUUGAAGGCUUGGCAUCGAAAAGGGACGCCAGUCUAUGAAGCAGCAUUUACCUUCGGUACCUUAUGCGCAUUGUCCGACAGCAAGAGACAAGUGCUACGAUGGGGCGCCGGAGAGCCAGCCCGGUUCGAGCGGAAGACCAGUUGGUUGCACCGCAAGAAAUUGCGCCUUAAGCGUUUUCUCUGGGGCCGGCCAAUUCCGGUAGCCAGCAACGAGAGCCUGCAGUACUUGCGGAAUGAGGUAGCAUCUUCUUCAACCUAUUGGCAGAACUUGCUGUGCAGCUUCUCGGUCUGCCGGAAAAUGGAGAGCACUUCAAGCGCAAGGAAAGCCAAGAAGAGGAACUGCGGUUACUGGAAGAAGACAUCCGGCACAGCUGCAGCAAGGAACUGGCGCCGGAAGUGGUGGCGCGUCCGGCGUCUAAUCAAAGAGCAGCUGCUAGCGUGGGCCGCCAAGGGGCCCCCUUGGAACUGCAGCGCCGAAUUCCAGUGGGCUAUGGAAGAAGAAAUUUUGGAGCCUGGCUUGCACGUUUCCUUGCAAUCAACUUCCAUUGAAAAUCACCCCAUUUGCUUCGUGGCUGAGGACGGGGAGUUGCUUUACUUCGAACGCAACGGGCCAUACGGCAACAAGUUGACAACCGCCAUGCGCUCCAUCAACAAUGCGCUGGGCAAAGAAGUUGUCAAGACGUAUGAAACCGAAACGUCCAACCAUAUGCAAGAACGUGGCUAUGCAUUGCACCCGCACAUGGUCACGGGUUGCAUUUAUUCGCCCUUGUACGUGACAAACAUGCUUCAAGCAUUCGGCUUCAAGCUGCAAUUGUGGAGGGACUCACAAACAUGGCCAGCAGGCGCCAAAAGCUUGCUGCAAAUUCGUGGAAAAGACGCAUGGUAUACGCAGUACUGGGCUGCACUGACACGUCGCGAUGACAAAGUCUACUUGCUAGAUUGUCAAAAAGAUGCACCUGUUCACAUUCCCAAGUGGCAACAGUCCGUGGUCAUGUACAUAACCUAUGCAGUUGUUCCGCUUCAAUGA
Molecule: messenger RNA, 1206 nt
Organism: Symbiodinium natans
Lineage: Eukaryota; Dinophyceae; Suessiales; Symbiodiniaceae
Source: the annotation of a GenBank genome assembly